Messenger RNA from Indicator indicator, 8411 nucleotides. RefSeq lists its product as uncharacterized. Gene Ontology annotation, molecular function: RNA polymerase II cis-regulatory region sequence-specific DNA binding; DNA-binding transcription factor activity, RNA polymerase II-specific. Gene Ontology annotation, biological process: regulation of DNA-templated transcription. The record is from RefSeq and is a predicted model, not a curated record. Lineage: Eukaryota; Metazoa; Chordata; Aves; Piciformes; Indicatoridae.
AUGCGGCACCAGCGCACCCACACCGGCGAGAAGCCCUUCGAGUGCACUGUCUGUGGCAAGAGCUUCUGCUCCAAGCAGACCUUCGUCCUGCACCAGCGCAUCCACACCGGUGAGAAGCCCUUCUCCUGCGUGGAGUGCGGCAAGAGCUUCAACCGCAAGGCCAACUUUGUGACCCACCAGAAGAUCCACCGUGGUGAGCGGCCCUUCCUCUGCACCGAGUGUGGCAAGGGCUUCUGCGCCAAGAAGACCUUUGUCCUCCACCAGAAGAUCCACAUUGGCGAGCGGCCUUUCGGCUGCUCGGAGUGCGGCAAGAGCUUCAGCCGCAACGGCGACCUGACGCGCCACCAGCGCAUCCACAGUGGCCAGCGACCCUUUGCCUGCCCCGACUGUGGCAAGAGUUUCAGCCACACCGGUGAGCUGGUUAAGCACCAGCGCAUCCACACCGGAGAGAAGCCCUUUGGCUGCGCUGAGUGCGGCAAGAGCUUCAACCGCAAGGGCACCCUGGUCACCCACCGGCGCAUCCACACCGGCGAGCGGCCCUUUGCCUGCCCUGACUGCGGCAAGACCUUCAACCUGAAGACCACGCUGAGGAAGCACCGGCGCAUCCACACUGGCGAGCGGCCCUUUGCCUGCCUCGAGUGUGGCAAGAGCUUCAAGUACAAGGGCAACCUCCGGACCCACCACUUCACCCACACAGUGAAGAGAACCCACACCAGUGAGAGGCCCUUUGCCUGCAGGGAGUGUGGGAAGAGCUUCCACCAGAAAAGCAGCCUGGUGUCCCACCAGCGCCUUCACACUGGUGAGGAGCCCUUUGCCUGUCCUGAGUGUGGCAAAAGGUACAACCACAAAAGCAACCUGAUCUCCCACCAGCGCAGCCACACUGGCGAGAAACCCUUUGCCUGCACUGAGUGUGGCAAGAGGUUCAAACACAAACUCAGCCUGGUCACUCAUCAGCACAUCCACACUGGCAAGGAGCUCUUUACCUGCGCGUGUGGCAAGUCAUUCAUGUACAAAAGCACCCUGGCCUUCCACCAGCGCCUCCACACCGGGGAGAAGCCCUUUGCCUGCACUGAGUGUGGCAAGUGCUUCAACCACAAAAGCAGCCUGGUGUCCCACCAGCGCAUCCACACUGGGGAGAAGCCCUUUGCCUGCUCUGAGUGUGGCAAGAGCUUCAACCACAAAGGCACCUUAGUCUCUCACCAGCGCAUCCAUAAUGGUGGGAAGCCCUUUCCUUGCACUGAGUGUGAUAAGAGCUUCAACCACAAAGGCAGCCUGGUCUCCCAUCAGUGCAUCCACGCUGGCAAAGAGCCCUUUGCCUGCACUGAGUGCGUCAAGAGGUUCAACCAGAAAAGAAACCUGGUCACUCACCAGCGCAUCCACACUGGCGAGAAGCCCUUUUCCUGUACUGAGUGUAGCAAGAGCUUCAACCACAAAGUCAGCCUGGUCAACCACCAACAUAUUCACAUUGGCGAGAAGCCUUUUGCCUGCACUGACUGUGGCAAGAGCUUCAACCACAAAGUCAGCCUGGUCUACCACCAACGUGUCCACACUGGUGAGAAGCCCUUUGCCUGCACCAAAUGUGGAAAGAGCUUCAAUGACAAACGCAGCCUGGUCAAACAUCAGCGCAUCCACACUGGCGAGAAGCCCUUUGCCUGCUCUGAGUGUGGCAAGAGCUUCAAGGACAAAGUCAGUCUCAUCUCCCACCAGAACAUCCACAGUGGCAAGAAACCCUUCACCUGCUCUGAGUGUGGCAAGAGCUUCUACCACAAAGUUAGCCUUGUCUCCCACCAGCGCAUCCACAAUAGUGAGAAGCCCUUCACCUGCGCUGAGUGUGGCAAGAGCUUCUACCACAAAGUCAGCCUGGUCAACCAUCAGCGCAUCCACACCGGUGAAGAACCUUUUGCCUGCUGGGAGUAUGGCAAGAGCUUCUACCACAAAAGCAGCCUGCUCUACCACCAGCGCCUCCACACCGGCGAGAAGCCCUACACCUGCCCAGAUGAGUGUGGGAAGAGCUUCCAGCAGAAAAGCAGCCUGGUGUGCCACCAGCGCAUCCACACCAGGGAGAAGCCCUUUGCUUGCAGCGAGUGUGGCAGGAGGUUCAGCCACAAACAGACCCUGGUCACCCACCAGUGCAUCCUCACUGGUGAUGAACACUUUGCCUGUACUGAGUGCGGCAAGAAGUUCAACCACAAACAGACCCUGGUCAACCACCAACGCAGCCACAGCAGGGAGAAGCCCUUUACGUGCACUGAGUGUGGCAAGAGCUUCAAACACAAAGUCAGCCUGAUCGCCCACCAGCAUGUCCACACUGGCAAAAAGCCUUUCACCUGUGCUGAAUGUGGCAAGAACUUCAUGUACAAAAGCACCAUGGCCUUCCACCAGCGCAUCCACACCGGGGAGAAGCCUUUCACCUGCACUGAAUGUGGCAAGAGCUUCAUGUACAAAUGGACUAUGGCCUUCCACCAGCGCCUCCACACUGGGGAGAGGCCCUUCACCUGUACUGAGUGUGGCAAGAGCUUCAUCCGAAAAUCCAAACUGGUAAACCACCAGCACAUCCACACUGGUGAGAAGCCCUUUGUCUGCAAUGAGUGUGGCAAGUCAUUCAUUCACAAAAGCACCCUGUCCUUCCAUCAGGUGAUCCACACUGGUGAGAAGCCCUUUGUCUGCACUGAGUGUGGCAAGAGCUUCAAUUACAGAAUCCGCCUGGUCUACCACCAGCGCAUCCACACUGGUGAGAAGACCUUCACCUGCCCAGAGUGUGGCAAGAGCCUCAACAACAAACGCAGCCUGAUCAGCCACCAGCGCAUCCACACUGGUGAGAAGCCCUUUGCCUGCAAUGAGUGUGGCAAGAGAUUCAGCCACAAACAGACCCUGGUCAACCACCAGCGCAUCCACACGGGUGAGAAGACCUUCACCUGCUCUGAGUGUGGGAAGAGCUUUACCAACAAAAGCAGCCUGGUCAGCCACCAGCGCAUCCAUACAGGCGAGAAGCCCUUUGCCUGCACUGAGUGUGGCAAGAGGUUCAACCAUAAACUCAGACUGGUCAAUCACCAGCGCAUCCACACAGGCGAGAAGCCUUUUAUCUGCAAUGAGUGUGGUAAGAGAUUCGGCAACAAAAGCAGCCUGGACAGCCACCAGCGCAUCCACACUGGUGAGAAGCCCUUUCCCUGCAUUGAGUGUGGCAAGAGAUUCAACCACAAACGCAGCUUGGUCACCCACCAACGUAUCCAUACAGGUGAGAAGCCCUUCACCUGCCCAGAGUGUGGUAAGAGAUUCAACUACAAAAUCAGCCUGGUGUCCCACCAGCGCAUCCAUACAGGCGAGAAGCCAUUUGCCUGCCCAGAGUGUGGCAAGAGAUUCACCAACAAAAGCAGCCUGGUCAGCCACCAGCGCAUCCAUACUGGAGAGAAGUCCUUUGCCUGCGAUGAGUGUGGGAAGAGUUUCAGCCAGAGAAGCAAUCUGGUCACUCACCAGUGCAUCCACACUGAUGAGAAGCCCUUUCUCUCCACUGAAUGUGGCAAAAAUUUCAACCAUAAAAUCACUCUGGUCUCCCUCCAGCCCAUUCACACUGGUGAGAAGCCCUUUGUCUGCAGUGAGUGUGGCAAGAGGUUCAAACACAAACGCAGCCUGGUCAACCACCAGCGCAUCCACACAGGCGAGAAGACCUUCACCUGCAGUGAGUGUGGCAAGAGCCUCAACAACAAACGCAACCUGAUCAGCCACCAGCGCAUCCACACUGGUGAGAAGCCCUUUGCCUGCAAUGAGUGUGGCAAGAGCUUCUGCCAGAAAACUAGCUUGGUCAGCCACCAGCGUAUCCAUACAGGUGAGAAGCCCUUCAGCUGCUCUGAGUGUGGCAAGAGCUUCAAGCAGAGAAGCCAGCUGGUUACCCACCAGCGUGUGCAUACUGGUGAGAAGCCCUUUGCCUGCACUGAAUGUGAUAAGAGAUUCAAGUACAAAAGCAACCUGGUCAGCCACCAGCACAUCCAUACUGGAGAGAAGCCCUUUGCCUGUCCUGUAUGUGGCAACAGCUUCAAGUGGAAACGCAGCCUGGUCAUCCACCAAUGCAUCCACACUGGCAAGAAGCCCUUUGCCUGCAGUGAGUGUGGGAAGAGCUUCUACCAUGAAAACAACCUGGUCAACCACCAGCGCAUCCACACUGAUGAGAAGCCCUUUGCAUGCAGCGAGUGUGGGAAGAGCUUCAGCCUGAAGAGCAAACUGAUUCGGCACCAGCGUGUGCACACCAGUGAAAGGCCCUUUGCCUGCAGGGAGUGUGGGAAGAGCUUCCACCAGAAAAGCAGCCUGGUAUGCCACCAGCGCAUCCACACUGGGGAGAAGCCCUUUGCCUGCAUGGAGUGUGGCAGGAGGUUCAACCACAAAAGCACCCUGGUGUCCCACCAGCGCAUCCACACUGGUGAGGAGCCCUUUGCCUGUCCUGAGUGUGGCAAGAGGUUCAACCACAAAGGCAACCUGAUCUCCCACCAGCGCAGCCACAGCAGUGAGAAGCCCUUUGCCUGUCCUGAGUGUGGCAAGAGGUUCAAACACAAACUCAGCCUGGUCACCCACCAGCAAGUCCAUACUGGUAAAAAGCCUUUCACCUGCACUGAAUGUGGCAAGUCAUUCAUGUACAAAAGCACCCUGGCGUUACACCAGCGCCUCCACACCGGGGAGAAGCCCUUUGCCUGCGAUGAGUGUGGCGAGAGGUUCAAGCAUAAAGCCAGCCUGGCCUACCACCAGGCCAUGCACACCAGUGAGAAGCCCUUUGCCUGUAAUGAGUGUGGCAAGAAGUUCCGCCAGAAAAGCUGCCUGAUGUCCCACCAGCGCAGCCACGCCAGGCAGAAGGCCUUCACCUGCAGCGAGUGUGGCAAGUCAUUCACACACAGAUGUGCCCUGGCCUUCCACCAGCGCAUCCACGCCAGGGAGAAGCACUUUGCCUGUCCUGAAUGUGGCAAGAGAUUUAACCACAAAUUCAGCCUGGUCACCCACCAGGCCAUCCACACCGGCAAGAAGCCCUUCACCCGCACUGAGUGUGGCAAGUCAUUCAUGUACAAGACCACCCUGGCCUUCCACCAGUUGCUCCACACUGGCAAGAAGCCCUUUGUCUGCACUAAAUGUGGCAAGACCUUCAAGCACAAAAUCAGCCUGGUCAACCACCAGCACAUCCACACUGGUGAGAAGACCUUCACCUGCCCAGAGUGUGGGAAGAACCUGAAUAACAAACGCAACCUGAUCAGCCACCAUCGCAUCCAUACUGGUGAGAAACCCUUUGCCUGCAGUGAUUGUGGCAAGAGAUUCAGCCACAAAAUCAGUCUGGUUGCCCACCAACACAUCCAUACUGGCAAGAUGCCCUUUGCCUGCAAUGACUGUAGCAAGAAAUUCAACAACAAAGUGAGCUUGGUCAAGCACCAGCGCAUCCACAGUGGAGAGAAGCCCUUUGCUUGCAUCGAGUGUGGCAAGAGGUUCAACCAGAAAAGCAACCUCGUCACUCACCAGGCCAUUCACACUGGUGAGAAGCCCUUUGCCUGCAAUGAGUGUAGCAAGAGCUUCAACCACAAAAUCAGCCUGGUCAACCACCAGCGCCUUCACACUGGUGAGAAGCCCUUUACAUGCUCAGAGUGUGGCAAGAGCCUCAACAACAAACGCAACCUGAUCAGCCAUCAGCGCAUCCACACUGGUGAGAAGCCCUUUGCCUGCUCUGAGUGUGGCAAGAGGUUCAACCACAAAAUCAGCCUGGUCACUCACCAGCGCAUCCACACUGGAGAGAAGCCCUUUACCUGCACCGAGUGUGGCAAGAGCCUCACCAACAAACGCAGCCUGGUCUCCCACCAGCGCAUCCAUACUGGAGAGAAGCCCUUUGGCUGUCCAGAGUGUGGGAAGAGAUUCAACCACAAAAUCAGCCUAGUCUGCCACCAGCGCAUCCAUACCGGUGAGAAACCCUUUGCCUGUACUGAGUGUAGCAAGAGCUUCAAUGAUAAACGCAGCCUGGUUACCCACCAGCGCAUCCACACCUGUGAGAAGCCCUUUGCCUGUCCAGAGUGUGGGAAGAGCUUCCGCCAGAGAAGCAACCUGGUCAUCCACCAGCGCACCCACACCGGCAAUACAACCUUUGCCUGCACUGAGUGUGGCAAGUCGUUCAUGUCCAAAAUCACCCUGGCCUUCCACCAGUGCAUCCGCACUGGUGAGAAGCCUUUUGUCUCUGCUGAAUGUGGCAAGAGCUUCAACCCUAAAAUCACUCUGGUCUCCCAGCAGCCCAUCCACACUGGAGAGAAGCCCUUUGCCUGCCCUGAGUGUGGCAAGAGGUUCAACCGGAAAAGCAACCUGGUUACUCACCAGCGCAUCCACACCGGAGAGAAGCCCUUUGCCUGCCCUGAGUGUGGCAAGAGCUUCAACCAUAAAAUCAACCUAGUCAAGCACUGCUGUGUCCACAAUAGUGAGAAGCUCUUUCCCUGCACUGAGUGUGGAAAGAGCUUCAUCCGCAAAAGCAGCCUGGUCACCCACCAGCGCCUGCACACUGGUGAGAAGCCCUUUGCCUGCACAGAGUGUGGGAAGAGCUACAACCAUAAAAUCAGCCUGGUCAACCACCAGCGCAUCCACACCGGCAUGAAGCCCUUUGCCUGCAAUGAGUGUAGUAAGAGCUUCAACCACAAAAUCAGCCUGGUCAACCACCAGCGCCUCCACACUGGUGAGAAGCCCUUUACAUGCUCAGAGUGUGGCAAGAGCCUCAACAACAAACGCAGCCUGGUCAGCCACCAGCGCAUCCACACUGGUGAGAAGCCCUUUGCCUGCUCUGAGUGUGGCAAGAGGUUCAACCACAAAAUCAGCCUGGUCACUCACCAGCGCAUCCACACUGGAGAGAAGCCUUUUGUCUGCUCUGAGUGCGGCAAGAGCUUCAACCACAAAAUGAGCCUGGUCAACCACCAGCGCUUCCACAGUGGUGAGAAUCCCUUUGCCUGCACCGAGUGUGGCAAGAGCUUCAGCGAUGAAGUCAGCCUGGUCACCCACCAGGACAACCACACUGCUGAGAAGCCCUUUGCCUGCACAGACUGUGGCAAGAGCUUCAAGAGUAAAGGCAGCCUGGUCACCCACCAGCGCAUCCACACUGGCAAUAUGCCCUUUGCCUGUACUGAGUGUGGCAAGAGCUUCAAUCGCAAACACAGCCUGGUCAACCACCAGCGCAUCCACACCGGGGAGAAGCCCUUCAGCUGCUCCGAGUGUGGCAAGAGCUUCACCCAGAAAGGCACCCUGCUCUACCACCAACGUAAUCAUACCCACACCAGUGAGAAGCCCUUUGCCUGCCCUGAGUGUAGCAAGAACUUCCACCAGAAACGCAGCGUGGUCUCCCACCAGCGCAUCCACACUGUCAAGAAGCUCUUUGCCUGUUCUGAGUGUGGGAAGAGCUUUAAACACAGUCACAAACUGGCUUGCCACCAGCACAUCCACACCGGGGAGAAGCCCUUUGGCUGCACCGAGUGUGGGAAGAGCUUCAGGCACAAAAGCAGCCUGGUCACCCACCAGCGCCUGCACACCGGGGAGAAGCCCUUUGCCUGCUUAGAGUGUGGCAAGAGAUUCAACCACAAAAUUAGCCUGGUCAACCACCAGCGCCUCCAUACCUGCCAGAAGCCCUUCACCUGCUCUGAGUGCGGGAAGAGCUUUAAGCAAAGUGACGAAUUGGUCGCCCACCAGCGGCGCCACGCUGGUGAGAAGCCCUUUGCCUGCACCGAGUGUGGCAAGAGCUACACUGAGAAAGGCAGCCUGGUCUGCCACCAGCGCCUGCACACCGUGGAGAAGCCCUUCGUGUGCACUGAGUGUGGGAAGAUCUUCAGCCGUGGUGACAAACUGAUAAUCCACCAGCGCAGCCACACCGGCGAGAGGCCCUUUGCCUGCUCCGAGUGCGGGAAGAGCUUCAGCCGCAGUGACCACCUGCUCUCACACCAGCGCAUCCACACCGGGGAGAGGCCCUUUGCCUGUGCCGAGUGUGGCAGGAGGUUCAACCGCAGCGACACCCUAGUCACUCACCAGCGCAUCCACAACGGUGAGAAGCCCUUCGCCUGCACUGAGUGCGGCAAGAGCUUUAGCCAGAGGGCCGACUUGAUUCGGCACCGCGACAGCCACACCGGCAAGAAGCCCUUUGCCUGUCCUGACUGUGGCAAGAGGUUCAACCGCCUGGACCGCCUGAUCUCCCACCAGCACACGCACACUGGUAAGAAGGCCUUCUCCUGCCCCGAGUGCGGCAGGGGCUUCAACCGCAUUGACCGCUUGUUCAUGCAUCGGCGCUCCCACAUCGCCGAGUGACAGCCUUCUGCCCCCCUGUCCUGAGCCCAGCACCUCACCCAUGCAGUGUAGCAGCUCUGCCCUUGCCCUGAGCACAGCAUGGUAUUCACGCAUCACGAGUGAUGGUGCGCUGCACCACACAC